AAUUCAAAAUAUCAUAUCUUAAAUUGUAGAGUAUGUACAUAUCAUCAGACUCUCAACUAUGAGAAAAAAUUAGGGUUUUAAAAAUCAAUCAUCAUCGAUUUCAACCAAACGAUGCUUGAGUGUCAAUCGAUGAUGGAGAAAUUAUCACCGUUCAUGGACAUGGCUUCACUAGAGAUCGAGUCUUUGCGAAGGAUCAAACGCAGCAAACGCGAUGAAGCAGAAGAAGAAGAAAAAGAAGAAUCGGAGGAGUCUACGACGUCGUCUUCGUCAUCAAACGCGUAUUUCGGAUUCCCUCACUUACCCGAAGAACCGACGAAUCACGAUUUCGAUCAAAGCGUUUUGUGUAGAAUCCGCGUUCGGUUACCUGACGGGAGGAUAACGCAGAGGAGUUUCUUGAAGAGUGAAUCGGUUCAGCUUCUUUGGUCGUAUUGUAAUUCGCAGAUUGAUGAAUCGGAGAGGAAGCUGUUUAAGCUGAUCCAAGCGUUUCCUGGGGAUUACAAGACUCUUCAUUAUGGAUCUAAUACGACUUUUGAACAAUCUGGGCUUGCCAAUUCUGUUGUUUCCGUUACUUGGGUCUGAAGUGAUGAUUGAUGGUUGUUUGGGUUC
Messenger RNA from Camelina sativa (false flax), 606 nucleotides. NCBI's taxonomy places the organism in Eukaryota, Viridiplantae, Streptophyta, Magnoliopsida, Brassicales, Brassicaceae. The record is from RefSeq and is a predicted model, not a curated record.